AUGAGUGAAUUACAACGGUUAGUUUGGGCUGGAAAGCUCAAUUUGCAGAUACAGCUGGACCCACACCUGGUUUUAAGUGAUUUCAAGGGAAGUGAUGAGGGUCCUAUGCAUUUGUUAACCGUUAACAUUCAAGUACCGAGAGAUUCUUAUUUGGUCUUGUUUCUUCCCCAUAUUGUUCAAAAGCUGGAAAGACAGCUGAGAAUGAACCUUAACGACUACUAUCAAGGUUGGUGGUUCGAAAUGGAAAACGUGUGUAUUCCGUGGAACUUCCCUAUCGGUGCAGUUUACGACUCAUUGACUGGAUUAAACCCACAGACUCGCGCCUCUAAUUUCGAGCGAGACAGGCUCAACGUUUGGAAAUUGAAUCUUCGACACGGAAAGCAACCUCCUAGCGGUUUCCUACCUAUACACAAUGGGUUAGAGCAGAUUCGAGAAUUGUGGAUGCACCAAUGGAAACAGGCUUGUUUUGUCCUGAACGGGAACUCAAAAGUUGUGAUGUCAUUUUCAAAACCAGAUACGUUGUCUUUUUGGAACAGUGUACUACACAGAGACCUGGACAGCUUCACGUCCAUAAGGCAAAAAAUACUCCCAGCAAAAAACGCGGCCAAGUCUAUCCCGGUGCGAAUCCACCUCGCACUUCCAGACGUAAGGCUGGUAGAGCCUGUUUGCAACGCACACGAUAAUCAAAGAGAAUUGGAGCUUCAGGACUUGCUGGCUCGAGAAUUUCCUGAAUGGUUCGCGAUCCGCGAGAAUUCUCUAAAUCUCGCCAUGCCUGUAGUUCAGGGUAUCAAAGUGCCCAUAAAUAUCCCCCUUUGGACUUUGCAUCAACAGCUAUCUAGCUUUGACGGCUUUCUGCACAUUUCGCUAUGUCUCAUUGCAGAAAACGAUACCGAAUGA
Lachancea meyersii CBS 8951 is the source of this 897-nucleotide messenger RNA. NCBI's taxonomy places the organism in Eukaryota, Fungi, Ascomycota, Saccharomycetes, Saccharomycetales, Saccharomycetaceae. The record is from the annotation of a GenBank genome assembly.